CCUUAAAAAGAAUUUUGUAAUCAUUGCAUACCAUUUAUGUAAGUAAAGAUCUGUAGUUCCAUUUGCUCACUGUCUAUGGCUUGCUUAUAUAUAGAAUGCCAUCUAACUAAGCUAUGCACUAUCUUCUUUUGCCAAGUGAGUAGCGACGAAACAAAGCUACCAAUAUGGUACAAAUGACGAUGGUGUGGCUAGUUCUACUAGUUUCAUUGACUGCAACAACAAUUGCAUCAGCUGAUGACAGAACAACAUACAUAGUUCACACCAAUAAUUCUAAAAUCGUUGAAUUAAAGAGUCUAAGAAGGCAACCGCGAGAAUGGUAUGAAUCAGUUCUAAAAUCUAUUAAAAACCCAGCUUCUCAAGAUGAAGAAGAUUUAAAUUCAUUGGCUCCUGAGCUUCUUUAUACUUAUGAAACUACAAUGACUGGUUUCGCUGCCAAGCUUACCACGAAACAGGUUCAAUCCUUAAAUAAUAUUGAUGGGGUACUUCUUGUAAGUCCUGAUGUGAUACUAAGCCUUCACACUACAUAUUCAACCCAUUUUCUCGGCCUUGAGUUAAGCCGAGGAUUAUGGAAUGAAUCUAGUUUGCAAUCGGAUGUAAUAGUAGGUGUUCUUGACACUGGAAUUUGGCCGGAACACAUCAGUUUUCAUGACAAAGGAUUGUCCUGGGUUCCAGCAAGAUGGAAAGGUGCUUGUGAGAAAGGUGCAAACUUUUCGGCCACUAACUGCAAUAAGAAACUGAUCGGUGCAAGGGCAUUUCUCAAAGGGUAUGAGGCAAUAAAUGGCAGAAUCAAUGGCACGGAUGACUUUCGGUCUGCCAGGGAUUCCAACGGUCAUGGGACACACACUGCAUCUACUGCAGCAGGGAAUAUGGUUCCUGGAGCUAGUCUCUUUGGAAUGGCUAAGGGUACCGCCAGUGGAAUGAGAUUUACGUCAAGAAUAGCAGCAUACAAGGUCUGCUGGGACAGGGGCUGUGCGAGCUCAGACAUAUUAGCUGCCAUAGACCAAGCAGUUGCAGACGGAGUUGAUGUGCUAUCUCUUUCCCUUGGAGGACUUCCAAGGCCUUAUUAUCUGGAUAGCAUGGCAAUAGCAGCAUUCGGAGCCAUUGAAAAGGGUGUUUUCUUCUCAUGCUCUGCAGGAAAUUCUGGCCCAAUCCCUUCAACUGUAGGCAAUAUGGCUCCAUGGAUGAUGACUGUCGCAGCUAGCUACAUCGACCGAACUUUCCCUACUAAAGUAAGCUUAAGUAAUGGAAAAAAUUUCAAGGGAUCAUCUCUUUAUUCCGGUGCAAAGAAGACAAAAGAACUCCCACUUGUCUACAAAGAAACAGCAGGAGGUAGAAAGGCUGAGUUUUGCAUCAACGGUUCCCUAUCUUCGAGCCUAGUAAAAGGCAAGAUAGUACUCUGUGACCGUGGUUUAAAUGGCAGAACCGAGAAAGGUUUUUUCGUAAAAUCAGCUGGAGGAGCAGGGAUGAUACUGCUUAAUAGCCCUACUCAAGGGGAAGAGCUUUUCGCCGAUCCUCAUAUUCUGCCAGGCACUACCGUAGGAGCUUCAGCUGCAAAUGCCAUCAAAGGGUACUAUCUUCAAAACAACAACCUAACAGCAUCGAUAACAUUCUAUGGUACGAGAUAUGGAGCACGGGCCCCAGUAGUGGCAGCCUUCUCAUCUCGAGGUCCAAGUCUCGUGGACCCUUACGUCAUAAAGCCAGACAUAACUGCCCCUGGAGUAAACAUUCUAGCUGCAUGGCCUCCGAACAUAGCACCAACCGAGCUAAAACAGGACACUAGAAGAGUGCAGUUCAAUAUAGUCUCAGGUACUUCAAUGUCUUGUCCUCACCUAAGUGGAAUAGCUGCACUAGUAAAAUCAGUCCAUAAAGAUUGGUCACCAGCUGCUAUAAAAUCCGCCAUUAUGACAUCUGCGUACACACACGACAACAAAAGGCAAAGAAUUUCCGAUGCGUUGGUAACAAAAAUUACCAAGUUUGCAACACCUUUUGCAUUUGGGUCGGGUCAUGUGAACCCAGAAAGAGCAUCAGAUCCGGGUCUUGUAUAUGACAUCAGUGCAGAAGACUACUUGCAGUAUUUAUGCAGUAUCAAUUACACUGAUGCUCAGGUCACCAUUUUGGCAAGAAAGAAGUAUAGUUGUCGAAAAGGAUCGAAAACACUUCAUCCGGGUGAUCUAAACUAUCCCUCUUUUGCUGUAAUAUUUGACGCUUUCAAAAAAGGAAAGACGACAUUUACUUACAAGAGAACAGUGACAAAUGUAGGAACUCCUAAGAUAAGUUACAAGGUCUUUGUAGAUAAACCUAAAAAUGUUAAGGUUAGUGUUAAACCUGAUGUUUUGAGCUUUAAUAAACUGGGUCAGAAGCUGAGUUAUAAGGUAAGUUUUACUGGGUCUGGAGCAAAUAUUACUACCAGAUCAGGAAUUUCAUCCUUUGGAUCAUUGAUUUGGGUAGGCGGGCAUUAUAUUGUUGGAAGUCCUAUUGCAGUCACUUGGCAGUAAACUGAUAAAGAUCACUCUUUCUGUUUUUACAGAAUCUGGAGAUUUACUGGUUAUUCUGACAUUCUCAUUGUAUUGAUUCAACUGGUAAUAAUUUAUUUGGAAUCAUAGGUUAUUUUGAGAUCCUCACUGUAUUGAUUCAAUUGGUAGUUGUUGAUUUGGAAAGCUGAUUAUUUGUGUCUGUUUUUAUGAUCAAUAUUUUGAUUUUUCUUUUGUUUGUAAUUCAUGUAAACCAGAUAUUUAGAAUGUGCAAGUUAGUAAUCUUUUACUAAUUCAUUCAUUUUGUUUUCAAACCUUCACACAAUGCAGCCAAUGCGAUGAGCAUAACCGGCUACUCGAUUCGCCAGAGUUUCCUUGUUGAUUGUGAUAUGAUAUUUCUUAAUCUAUUCUAAU
Amaranthus tricolor (Joseph's coat) is the source of this 2885-nucleotide messenger RNA. RefSeq names its product subtilisin-like protease SBT1.1. The record is from RefSeq and is a predicted model, not a curated record. The coding region runs from base 165 to 2495 and encodes 776 amino acids. Gene Ontology annotation, biological process: proteolysis. Lineage: Eukaryota; Viridiplantae; Streptophyta; Magnoliopsida; Caryophyllales; Amaranthaceae. Gene Ontology annotation, molecular function: serine-type endopeptidase activity. The transcript has 3 exons.